AUGGAAACGACCAAUAUCAUUCUCUGCAACCAGAUAUUAGUACCUUGGGUGUGGAGUCUAUUCAUUCGGGCGCACAAAAAGGACCUCGAGUUCAGUGAUCUCUACCGCUGCCCAAAAUCAGAUGAGACACAUCUCGUCCGACAUAAACUGGAAAUCAAAUGGGAUAAACAAUUAAAAAGCAAACGAAAGCCAUCACUAUUUUGGGCACUCUUCGCAUCGUUCGGACCCGAACUUUUUGCCCUCUAUAUCCCCGAUGCUAUCAGAGAUUUGGGAUUCAAUUUGCUUCGAUCGUAUUGUAUUGUAUAUUUGGUCAGAUAUUUCAACGAUGACCCCAACACUAGCCAGUGGUGGGCCAUAUGGGCGGCUGUGGGUAUUGUGUUGGCCGCCAUUGCUUAUAUGUUUAUCACACAUUUAAACUUAACCAUGUGCAGCAAAGUUGGGGUCACAAUGCGUGCCGCCUGUUGUGCUCUAAUCUACCGCAAAUCAAUGCGUUUAAGUCAUUCAUCACUCGGACAGACAACUGUUGGCCAGAUAUUGAACAUUAUGUCCAACGAUGUCAACAGAUUUGAUCAAUUUGCAUUGUAUUCGCGAGCAUUGUUUGUGGGGCCACUGCAGGUGGCGAUUGUGUUAUACCUGUUGUGGCCGUACCUGCGGUGGGCGUGUUUGACGGGAAUGGGAAUACUUGUGCUGUUUAUACCAUUUCAAGUACUAAUGGGUCGUAUGUUUCGUAAUAUACGUCAAAAGACGGCAAAAUUAACUGACAGUCGAAUCCGUUUAAUGCAAGAGAUUAUCGCCGGAAUGCGUGUCAUAAAGAUGUACGCCUGGGAACAGCCCUUCGCACAGUUGGUAUCAGAGGCUCGCAAGUCUGAAGUGAAACAAAUCCGCGUUAACCUUUCGAUUUAUUUUGUGAUAAUACGGGUCAUAAUAUACGCCUGUUUUCUAACAUAUAUACUGAUGGGUGGGAUGUUGUCGGCGGAGACAGCCUUUGCCACAAUGGCUUACUUUAAUGCCAUGCAAUGGUCAAUAGGGUUGGACGUGUCUAUGGCUAUAACAGCUCUCAGUGAACUAAUUAUAGUAAUCAGACGAAUACAGACUUUUCUAUUACUCGAAGAGAUGAGUGGUUUGGAUGAGAGGGAAGGGAAAGACAACGAGGCGUUCAUUUCGGGGGAAAAUGAGAUAAUUCUCGGAGUAAUGGAAAACACUUCGAGUAAUGAAGAAAAAGGCGUUUUUAUGGACAAAAUGAGCGUUCGUUGGAAUAAUGAGACGACUGAACCCACGCUUCGGGACAUUAGUCUGAGUGUAAAAACCGGGCAACUGUUGGCUGUCGUCGGGUCUGUUGGCAGUGGAAAGAGCUCAUUAUUGAUGGCAAUAUUGAAUGAGAUAUCUGUAGUGUCGGGUCGAGUGGUAGUGAGGGGUCGGGUGUCGUACGCGCCGCAGGAGUCGUGGGCUUUCAUAGCGAGUGUUCGACAGAAUAUUCUGACUAAUAAAAUGAGUGGCGGACAGAAGGCUAGGCUGAGUCUGGCCCGGGCUUUGUACCACUCGGCAGACAUCUACCUCUUGGACGACCCCUUGAGUGCUGUCGACACACAUGUGGCCAAACAUCUCUUCCAAAAGUAUAGAUGUUGUGUUGAGUAUUUGAAAGAUAAGACAAGGGUUUUAGUGACCCAUAGCAUCGUCAAAGAGUUUCUGCGCGUAGUUUAUGAACACGAGUUGCUGCCGCUCACACACCGGAGAACAUCUCUCACACCAUCGAUGGUCUCAUCCCUUAGUGAGGGAUCGGUAGUGACGGACGUUAGGGAACCGAUAGAAGUGGACGAACAAGAAGUGAAACCUGAACUCAAAAUGAUUGGAUCCGUUGAGACUAAUGUUUAUAUGGAUUACAUUAAGGCCGGCGCAGGACCUCUGCUCUUUUCAAUCAGGGAAGCGACUAAUAAAAUGAGUGAAACUUCCAAAGACGUAUAUCAGACAUUCAACAUAAUAAUCUACACGAGUCUAACCUGUGGUCUGUUUGUGUCGGCCCUGUUGUCCACCAUUUGUUUCUACAUAAUGUGUAUGAGAUCUUCGGUUAAUCUCUAUAACCGAAUAUUCUAUGCGUUAUUGCGAUCACCGAUACAUCUGUUCGAGAGACGAAUUCUAAACAGGUUUUCAAAAGACACGGGAAUUGUCGACGAAUUGUUACCAUCGGUUGCCUUUGAAUUUAUUAUUGGGCCUCAGGCCACAUGA
This is a messenger RNA of Medioppia subpectinata, 2223 nucleotides long. Lineage: Eukaryota; Metazoa; Arthropoda; Arachnida; Sarcoptiformes; Oppiidae. The record is from the annotation of a GenBank genome assembly.